AUGGUUUCCAGUGCCUGGUGUGCUCUUAGCGCUGCGUGCCUGGCUGGGGUCCUGGAGACCUUCCUAGAGUUUGCCCAGAUACCAUCAUGCAAGGUGGUACUGGGGACUGCCCUCUUCCUUGGGGUCGGAGGCCUCCUCGUGUGGAUUGAGAGGAAGAGAAGGCGGAAGUCAAACUGGGGGAGUUCACAGGGCCGGCCGGAAUGCCGCCAAGGUAAAAAUGACAACUGGAUCAAAUCUCACUUUAGCCGCUUCUCGGAAGACAAGUUGCUUCGGAAGAAAAGUGGCGGCAGCAACAUGGGUGUCUCCACGGCUAACAGCAGCAUCGUCACUGCCAAACUGUGUGACAGUAGCUGCGAAAAGACCCCCACCCUUCAGAGGGAAUCUGUCAACAGCGUAAAGGAAGGAGGAAAGGAGACCAGCCAGCCGGGUGCUGGGACCCCGGUGGUCCAGAAUGGCUACAGGGAGAGUGCGAAAGCCUCGGCCACAGAAGAUGGCAUCUGGGCCACCGUGGCCGCCUGUGCCAGAGAAAUUGAUACUAAGGGGCGGCAGCUGGCAAACUCCAUGAUGACUUGUGCCAACAGUUACCAGCAGUCGGGCCACCUGGAGAGCAAGGACUUAAGCCCAGAGAUGCUCAAGGGCUUUGAGGACGUGGAGAUGAAGAUGAAGACAAAUUUCAUCUCCCAGGGAGAAACUGGCAUUGCGGGAAUGAGCCAUCCACCAUCCCUCCACAACCAUCAAAGCCAGCAUAGCCACGGGACCCUUCCGGACCACCCAAGCCAGCACAGCCACGGGACCCUUCCGGACCACCCAAGCCAGCACAGCCAUGGGAUCCUCCAGGACCACCAAACCCAGCAGAGCCACGGGAGCCUCCAGGACCACCAAAGCCAGCAGAGCAACCUAAACUCUGUACAGGACCAGAAGAGCACCCUCACCGCCCUGCAGAGUCAGCAGAGCAACGUGAACUCUUAG
This is a messenger RNA of Sorex fumeus (smoky shrew), 969 nucleotides long. RefSeq names its product chromosome unknown C10orf62 homolog (gene CUNH10orf62). The transcript is spliced from 3 exons. Bases 1 to 969 code for a protein of 322 amino acids. Lineage: Eukaryota; Metazoa; Chordata; Mammalia; Eulipotyphla; Soricidae. The record is from RefSeq and is a predicted model, not a curated record.